Rhagoletis zephyria (snowberry fruit fly) is the source of this 2062-nucleotide messenger RNA. RefSeq names its product glucose dehydrogenase [FAD, quinone]-like. NCBI's taxonomy places the organism in Eukaryota, Metazoa, Arthropoda, Insecta, Diptera, Tephritidae. The record is from RefSeq and is a predicted model, not a curated record. Gene Ontology annotation, molecular function: flavin adenine dinucleotide binding; oxidoreductase activity, acting on CH-OH group of donors.
AAGGAAAGCAUACUUGCUGCAGAAGUUCAAGUGGAUUGUGCUCUUUUUUUUGCACUAGUUUUCGCUCAUCAACGGGAAGAGCUUCAACUUCCUGGACAAUGUCGUCUGCGAAUAUAGAGCUCCAAUGUGCCGCUCAAAGUGUUGGUACUGUCAAUACGCUGGUGACUACACUUCUCCAGGCACUACUUGCCGCACAAUGUGCCAUCUCUGCACCCGAGCUGUGGCCAUCAGACUACGCAGAUCAAGCUCUGAAAAAUGGCUUGGACACCUAUGAUUUUGUGGUGGUGGGCGCUGGAUCUGGCGGUUCGGUAGUAGCCAGCCGUUUAAGCGAAAAUCCAAACUGGAAUGUGCUAGUUCUGGAAGCUGGGGGUGACCCUCCACAAGAAAGUGAAGUACCCGCUUUAAUUUUUUCUAUGGAAGAAACAAGCGCAGUAUAUAACUACUCUACGGAGCCAAGUGACAAAGCUUGUUUGGGUCUCAUCGACGGUCGGUGUUAUUUCCCACGAGGAAAAAUGAUAGGCGGCUCUGGUGGUGCUAAUGCCUUGUUUUAUGUUUGGGGCAAUCGCAAGGAUUAUGAUGGUUGGGCAGAGGCUGGCAACACUGGAUGGGGUUGGGAUGACGUCGUACCAUAUUUCGAACGUUCAAUUCGUCCCGUAGGUAAUGAGUCCGAUCCACUAGGAUAUCUGACAAUCAGUCAAUUGCCUGAUACUGACACAGAUAUAGCGGACAUGCUCGCACAGGGAUCCGCUGAGUUGGGCAUACCGCAGAAAUGGGAAUUUAAUGAUAUUAGCGAACCAGGAUAUUUCAAAUUACCUCGCACAAUAGGAAAUGGACGUCGCACGAGUCCAGCCAAGGGCUACCUAUCGAGAGUUUCAACACGGUCUAAUUUGCAUGUGAUAAAAGAAGCGCAUGUCACCAAGUUGAAUUUCGAUGAUAGCGGAAAAAAAGUUAACUCGGUGAGCUUUAUACUUCAGGGAAAAUAUGAGCUGAAUGUGACAAUUGGCAAAGAGUUGGUUGUAUCCGCAGGCGCAAUAGAUUCGCCAAAGCUGUUAAUGUUGUCUGGUGUUGGUCCAGCGGAUCAUUUGAAGCAAUUGGAUAUUCCCGUUGUACAGGACUUGCCAGUCGGCGACAAUUUGUAUGAUCAUGUGAAUGUUUUGACUUUUCUUAAAUUGAGGGAAAAUGUUGCACCGAACGUCACGACGGUCGACACUCUUGAUAUCAUUUAUAAAUACCUAAUUCACCAGAAUGGAACAUUGGAUAGAACACCUUCAAUUACAGGAUUCAUUAAUACGCUUAAAAACGAUACAUACCCGGAUAUAGAGGUCCACCAUAUAAUAAUCCGACGUAAUGAUCAGGCUACUUGGCAAAUAUUCGCCAGUGGGCUCUACCUGAAUGAUAACAUUACCGAUCAAGUAUCCAAGGCGCUCGAAGCAGCUGAUAUUUUAAUUAUGUUUAAUUUUCUUUUGACGCCCAAGUCUAAAGGCUAUAUGCGACUACAGAGCUCCAAUUACAAAGAUGAUCCCAAAUUGGUACAUAAUUACUUUAGCGAAUCAGAAGAUGUGGAGACUGUACUGCGGGCAAUGCGUUUCCAGGAGCAGCUGGUGAACACUACAGCCUACAAGGCCAUGAACGCCACGAUGCUACUACCCAGUAUUGACGAGUGCGAUGCUUAUGAACUGAGAAGUGAUGAUUAUUGGCGUUGCUAUCUUAAGUACUUUUCUUGCACCCUCUAUCAUCAGUCGGCUACAGUUAAAAUGGCCCCUGAGACGGACGAGACGAGCUGUGUGAAUCCACGUUUGCAGCUUCGCGGUGUUGACAACGUGCGUGUGGCUGAUGCUAGUGUCAUGCCAAAGGUGCCCAGUGCCAAUACAAAUGCGGGUACAGUUAUGAUUGGUGAAAAGGUAGCCGAUUUUAUACGCGAAGACUGGCAGAAUUAGAAGCUUAGGACAGUUUUCAUUUGCGACAUAUUUGAAGUACCCGCAGAAGGGAUAUUAUAAGAUUUUCUUAAAUAUCUCUCUUCCAGAACCAUUUCUUAAGUCCUAAAAAACUUUUAAACUUCGGA